This is a messenger RNA of Oldenlandia corymbosa var. corymbosa, 1200 nucleotides long. Lineage: Eukaryota; Viridiplantae; Streptophyta; Magnoliopsida; Gentianales; Rubiaceae. The record is from the annotation of a GenBank genome assembly.
UUACAACGAUAUAUAGUUGAUCAAUCAAGUAGAGUCACUGAUCGAUCAUCAAUCACACAACUUAAAACUGUGAUUCAUUAAGUUGUUUCGUAAUUUAGUAAGGAAACUACAUUGCGGGCGUUAAUAGGUUAUAUUAUGGAAUUGGCCAGGAAUUUCCUAUUGGUUUGGCAAUUUGCUUUGUUGUUGUUCAAUAUUGGUGUUCUUUUUCUGGGAAUCAAUGAAGUUGAAGCUGCAGGUGGUUGGCUUAAUGCUCAUGCAACCUUUUAUGGAACUAAUCAAGAUCCCAGCACUCUUGGUGGAGCUUGUGGUUACGCGAACACAUAUCAGGCGGGUUUUGGGGUGUACACGACGGCGUUGAGUGGACCGUUGUUUAGGAACGGUGACUCUUGCGGCGCUUGUUACCAGCUGAGGUGCGACUCCGGCCGGGAUCGGAAAUGGUGCCUCCCUCACGCUUCCGUCACGGUCACCGUGACAAACUUCUGCCCUCCGAAUCACCACGGCGGGUGGUGCGACGCUCCCCGCCACCACUUCGACAUGUCCAUGCCCGCAUUCCUUCGCAUUGCACGACAAGGCAACGAAGGAAUUGUCCCUAUUCUUUACCGAAGGGUGGCUUGCAGGAGGAGAGGGGGAGUAAGAUUCACAUUGAUGGGGCAAUCGAAUUUCAACAUGGUGAGGAUCACAAACGUGGGAGGAAGUGGAGAAGUGAAUAAUGUGUGGAUAAGGGGUUCAAGAACCAGAACCUGGGUGCCAAUGCACCGCAACUGGGGUGCAAACUGGCAAAGCUCCAUGGACGUCCGAGGCCAAAUGCUGUCGUUUCGACUCAGAUUAGGGGAUGGAAAAAUGCUCGAUUUCCCCAACGUUGUCCCUUCUUCCUGGCAGUUUGGACAGACUUUUGCUGCUCGCAACCAGUUCACCUAAAUCACUAUACUUAACUAUAUAUAAAUGCAAUAUUACUUGCAUGUUUUGGGCUUUUUGAAUAGCGUAGAUCAAUUGGUAUAUCAUACAAGUUGGUAUAUAUAUCAUGACGCUGCUAGUUUAGAGCCCUAACUAUAAUUAUUAAUCUACAUAUGAUAUCUAUAUAUAUAGCGUCCAACUUGACAUGCUUAGUCGUUUUUCAUAGAGCAUGUGUCCAGUUGGACGUUUUUUCCCCACAUUCUUAUUGAUUUUAUAAAAUUUAUUAUGUUGAUAGGAGAUCAUUAU